AUGGAGAGGGAGCAGAAGCACUUUGAGUUCAUCGACUCUACAAAGAGCGAUAAAGCCACCAGAAGAUUGGCACGUAGCCAUGCAAUGAAGGGCAAGAAUGCCGGCAAGACCCUCCAUCGACAUCGACAGUCGAGACUCGACCUGCGAGGCCAGCAAACAGCCACUGCACGAGUUCCAAACCGGCGGAGCGCUCAGGAAAAUGAAAACCGGCGCACCCUUGCUGUACAAGACUCACUAGACUUGACCUACCCGGCGCUGAGCGACAAACUACUGUCCGUCUCAUUUCCAGUCGAAACCACGCCGCAGGGUCUAGGUCUCAUCAGCCAGUUCUUUGAUACCGUCGUCCACGCCUUGUAUCCGCCACAGAUUUGCCGGUCGCUGGAACAGACCAGGUUAUACUGGCUGCAGGUGCUGUUUAUGGACAAGACGGCUUAUCACUGUUCCCUCGCACUCAUGGCCACCCUGAACGCCUUCUUCUUUGGCCGAGAGGCCGUCCCCUCCAAAGCCAUCUACCAUCUAGGCCAAGCCGUGAGCUUGGUCAACCAGCAACUCCAAACUGCAGAAGCCCUGUCGGACUCCAACCUCGCCGUCGUGAAUUUCCUCGUCGUGCAAGAGUUGCUGCGAGAAGCACAACCAGAAGCCGAGGUACAUCUGAGGGGCCUCCAGAAAAUGAUCCAACUGCGCGGCGGCCUUUCGCAGCUGGGAGAAGACAGUCCGCUGGCCAUCAAGAUUUGCAAAUCUGACCUGGACUAUGCCCUACACUAUGGCACCUCGCCCUGCUUCUAUCGAGACCGGAUGUCCGACGUCGCGCUGGCCCUGGCAUCGGAAGGUUUGCUCAUGAACCGACACCUGGGCGACUGCCGAUCUAGAUUCGACGGAAUCGAUCCAUGUCUUCGGCAAAUACUGCUCGACGUCACCAAUAUAGCGUCUUUGUUCAACAUGGACUACAAAAUGGAUCCUCACACAUUUCAAGAAGUCAUCGUCUCGCUCGGAUCGCGCUUGGUUCGCUUCCAUCCCCUGUCUGGGCCUCCACUGGAGGGUAGGCUGGAAUCAGCCUGUCAUGUUGGGCUCAUAACCUUCGUGACGACAUUCUUCCUCCAGUGUGGUCGUCGCCGGUUCCUGAAGUACGGCCUCGUCGGCCAACAUCUCAGACAGGUCAUCGACAGAGGGUUAGACAAGCAGGACGAUGAUUUGAUGCUCUGGAUUCUGUUUAUCGGCGGCACUUCUGUUUUGGCAGACCGAGAUCACGCGUGGCUAAUGCCAAAGAUACAGCGGACACUUCGAUCCUUGUCCAUCGAGACCUGGGCAGGACUGCACCAAUGUCUUGUCUUAUUUCCCUGGGUCAACUCUCUUCAUGAUGAGGCUGCGAAAGCGCUCUGGGAUGCAGCGGUAGGGAAGGGAGUCGGGCCGUGUUUGCACCUAGAUGCAGAUUGA
Capronia epimyces CBS 606.96 is the source of this 1434-nucleotide messenger RNA. RefSeq lists its product as uncharacterized. Bases 1 to 1434 code for a protein of 477 amino acids. NCBI's taxonomy places the organism in Eukaryota, Fungi, Ascomycota, Eurotiomycetes, Chaetothyriales, Herpotrichiellaceae. The record is from RefSeq and is a predicted model, not a curated record. The transcript has 4 exons.